CCGAAUCUACUGAAGAAAACGAACGCGAACCGGCCUCUUGAACCACAAGUGCAAGCACUUGGGCGCGGUGAGCGCCGAUUGUGCAAUGGCGGCGGGAAAGGUCGAAGAGGAAGCGAUUCCGUCCGUAAAUCCCCGAAGCCGUCACAUAAAGAAGAGGGCUUUGAAAAACAAGGCUCUCGUCGUCACGUUUAACGAGAAAGAACUCAGUUUUCUUGUUUUGGGUUCGUGGAGCGAUUUCGUGUCUGGGUUUCCCAAGAGGAAGAAGAAGAGGAGAAAGGAAGCUGAGAAGAAGCAAGGGGAGGCGCUGCGGCGGAAGCGUCUCGAGCUGCGCAAAAAGUGGUGGGAUCGAUACAGCAGCUGAUGAGGUUGAUGAGGGUGUUGAGGAGCACGAGGAUGAUGAGAUUAGUGAGACCUCUGGUGCUGCUAACCCCUGCUGUCGAUCACCCUAUAAUGUUUACUUUUCACUGGUUGGUUCUCUGGUUUAAUGAGACACUGAUCAGUUUGUGAACUUACCGAUAUCAGAAAGAGGUUCUCGUCACGAGGUCUCAAUAAUUAAGGACAGCAACAAAGUUAGGGCACUGCAUUAAUCUUUCUUACUUGCUAUACAAUCACAUCACUUCUGACCGAUCACAAAACCCUUAGUAAUCGUGCACGCAAGAAGGGGAGUUAUGUUUUCUUUAUAGUGGGUGAUUCCAGCCAACAAGGUUCUCCGCUUUGCUAGGGUUGCAAGGUUCUGGUAGUUGUGAAAACAUAUACGAACUUAUUGGUGAAUCCACCCUGGGAUUUUAUAUGAGUAGGUGUGGAUUCAGUUCAUCAUACUGUAUUGCUUCAGCUCAUGCUUAAUCAGAAUUUGGGUUUAACCUUUGGUAUUGCUUUAAGGUACAACAACGUAUGACAAUGGUGAGAUGAAAGUCACUGUGACAACACAUGAGAUUUUUCGAGAGGAGGAAAGUGAUCGAGACAAAAAGACUACCCGAAUCAGUUGGAGCUUCUAAAAAGCACAAUGUACCUGUGAGGAAGACGAAACCUCCAAAAAAGGCUGCAAAGCGCAAAUCACGGCCCAAGCUGCAGCGUGAAAGAGAUAAAAACAAUGAAAGAAAUUGGUAAAAACAUUACGAACCGUGUUUGUAUUUGUUACAAUAGAUUACCUAAACAGCCUUAGUUUUAAUUUAUUUUUUGCAAAGAUGAUCUUUACAGUGUGAUUCAUAGUAUAAACGGUUCGGAUCGUAAGUACAAAACUCGUGUUUAAAAUACUUAGGGUUUUGGGUAGGAAUUCCUACUCAUUUUUGAGUAGCCAAAUAUUGUUUGUAUGCUGCAUUUGGAGUCUUUGUAUUUGACCUUUUAUUAAAAUGGGUGUUUAACAUUAUCCUC
Molecule: messenger RNA, 1371 nt
Organism: Malus domestica (apple)
Lineage: Eukaryota; Viridiplantae; Streptophyta; Magnoliopsida; Rosales; Rosaceae
Source: RefSeq, a predicted model, not a curated record